AUGGCAUCAUGGUCGUAUAUCACUCAAAUGUAUACACUUUAUGUGUUUAUUCCAUUCUGGUGUAUAGGUUUUUCUGGUAGCUUAAUGAGUACAAUUACACUUUCGACUUCGCGUAUGUAUCGUACUCAGCCAUGCACAUUCUUUCUACUUAUAUCAGCGAUUACACAAUCUGUGCAGUACUUGGCUGCAGGAAUAUCUCGUGCUUCUGCUAUUGGCUUUGGUUUAGAUUUAACUCUUCUCUCACCUGCAUGGUGCAAAAUAAGGACAUAUCUUAUUGAUACUUGUUUUGGUUUGUCAACGACAUGCGAAUGCAUUGCAACGAUUGAUCGCUUUCUGAUGACCUCACGAGCAGCUAAUCUACGGCAAUUGAGCAACAUCAAACGAGCCUAUUAUAUUAGUGUUGGUGUAGUUGUUUUUUGGACACUUACAUGUGUACCGGAUCUCAUUUUCACUUAUAUAAGUUCGAAUGUUUGUGCCAAUUACAAUGACAUUUGGGGAACUUACUAUACUUAUGUUAAUCAUUGGUUUUUCUGUACAGCAGUUCCGCUGGUUAUUGUCCUUGUAUUUGGUACACUUGCAUAUCGAAAUAUGCACACUUUAACAAAUACACGUCAACUACAAGGAGCUGAUCGCCAACUUACUUAUAUGAUUUUAGGACAAAUAAUAUUAAUUUUGAUUACUAUUAUGCCCCGUGCUUUUUUCGAUGCAUACUCAUCAGCAUCACUUACUCUGAACAAAUCGGCGGAACAAGAAAAUAUUGAAUAUUUCAUCUUUAAUAUUGUCAAUUCUUUAGGUAAUAUCACAUAUGGAGUAACUAAAAUAUCGAGCAGGAUGAAAUUUGAACAAUUACCAAAUGAAAUAGUCGUUGAAUGCUUUCAAUAUCUCAAUGCACCCGAUAUCUUUCAUUCAUUUGAUCGAUUAAACUAUCGAUUUUAUAUACUUAUUCGAAACAUUCAUUUACAUCUCGAUUUUGAACAAGUUAAAAAGUCUUUGUUUAAUGAGUUUUGUCAAACAAUACAAAUAAAUCCGAAAAUAAAACAAAACAUCAUUUAUUUAAAAUUAUCAAAUAUAGAUUUACGUGAACAGAUUGAAUCAUUUUUAUCAUUAUUUUCAUUAAAUGAAUUUAUUCGCCUUCGAUCAUUAUCAUUUAUUGGCACGCUUAAUUAUCAUACUGAAUACGAACAAGUCUCAUCUAUGUUAACCUUAUUACCUGAUUUAUACCGGUUUUAUGCUCCUAGAUGGACGAUAGAAGCAGAAGCUAUAUCUAAAACUAAAAUACAAGUGUUAACAUUAGAAAACUAUCGUCCAAUAUCUAUUUAUGGAACAUCGUCAGUUACAUCAUUAAGAAUUACUUUGUGUACUGUAUCUCAAUUACUAACAAUAUUAAAUUAUACAUCGAUGUUAAAAUAUAUAAAAAUCGACACGAUUAAUGAUUAUGAUAUGGAAGAUGAUAACGAUGUGGACUAUAAAUCUGAUUUUAGUAAGAUAUGUGCUGUUCAUUUAAAACAGUUACAUAUAGAUUAUUCUGUAACUUCUUUUCGAUUCAUCGAACUGUUGCUAAAAUGUACUCCAAACUUGAGAAUCUUUUCAAUCGUUACUCAUAUGGCUCACAACAUGAUUGAUGCUGAUCGAUGGCAGCAUCUCAUCAAAUCUUCAUUACCACUAUUACGUGUAUUCAACUUCAAAUUUGAUUGUUGCUAUUCUGAAUCUUACGAUAAUAUGUUAAUCAAGCUUUCACCAUUUCAAACUGAUUUUUGGCAUCAACAUAAUUGGUAUAUCAAUUAUGUAAUCGAUGACGGAAUACCAUCAGUUUAUACUAUACCAUACAUACCCACUUACUAUACAUUAACAUCUACUAUGAAAAAGUACAACAGUCCAUCGACAAAUGUUUUAAAUGAAUUUGAUAAUGUUAAGUAUUUAUCUUUAUUUGCAAGUGCAAUUAGAGAUGAUUCAUCAUGGUAUUUUCGACAUAUUCAAUCAUUAAGUUUAGCAAGUACUCUUAAUUAUCGUGUUAAAGACGAUGAGUACGAAUUCAAAAUAGAACAUUUGAAGAACAUGAUCAACUUAUCAAAUAUCACAGAACUGGAAAUUACAGAAAAAUGUGCAAUUAAAUUAGAAUUACUCUUUGAAAUAUUAGAGCAAAUGCCAAAUAUAUCAUCAUUAAUCUUAAAGAAACAAAUUACAAGUUCAUUUUACACUAAUCACGAACUCUGUGAACUUUUGAGCAAAAAGAUUAAAAUGUUCGAUUAUUGUAAUCCAACUCCCUAUGAUUAUUUUGAAAUCGAUGAUUUAGAUUGGUUUUGUAAAACAUUUUCAAAUGUCGAAGAACUUCAUUGUGAUAUUGAUAAUGUUGAUGAUUUUUUAUUAAUAUUAACAAAAUGUUCCAAAUUAUCAAUAAUAAAAAUCAAAUGCGUUGAUGAAUCAAUCUUUAAUUGGUUUGAAGACAAUGCAAGAACAUUUGAUGUUUAUAUUAAUUAUAAACUAAAACCUCAUCUAUCAGCAUGUGAUUCAGAUUAA
Messenger RNA from Adineta steineri, 2517 nucleotides. NCBI's taxonomy places the organism in Eukaryota, Metazoa, Rotifera, Eurotatoria, Adinetida, Adinetidae. The record is from the annotation of a GenBank genome assembly.